GACUGCCACUCGCGCUGGGCACUCAUGCUUCACGAACGACGAAUUUGAACAAGCUGUGCCCCUCAUCACCUUGUGGCUAUCGCGGUGCGCCCCUCCUCUGGCCAUGGAAUUGUACUGACUACAUGUCGCCGCAGGUAUCGCGGAUUAGACGCCUGGCCGAGUCACUGCACCACCCAUCCCGCAGCCAGCACUGCAGUCAAUCGAACUUUAUCGCCACCUGCUCACAGCAUUCCGCGUCACUAUAGAAGAUGCGCUCGCACUUCGAGAUUCCAGUAUCUCACGCCGUAGCACUCGGUGCUGUUUAAUGUCAAGGUCCGCUUGACAGGAGCGCGCAAGGCGGCACAUAAAGGCGGCGUGGCCGAAUGAGCUUGCAGUAUCCUGCUCGUACUACCUUUCAUCUCGGCCGCGUUCGCGUUGCCUUUGGCCUUCCAAAACAGCUAUGAUGACCACCCCUUUACAACUCCACACCUUACCGCCCUCACGCAUGCUGCGAUUUCUCGGACUUCUGCGCAUGAUGAGCGUCUAAAUGCAUGGGACGUGGAGAUCGGGUGGAUGUUGCAGGUCCUCGGCCUCAUCGCAGUCGCCAGCCUCAUUAUGGUCUCCCUCAAUCUAUGCAUGAAGCUGUACACCUCUCGACGUACAAAUGGUCAUGUGCGGUUGGAAGGCGACGAGUUGCUUGUGGUUACGGCGCAGGAAAUGACACCGGCUGUCGAGGCAGUGCUCGGCAGCAUCCGGAACGGAGUCUAUAGUCAGCGCUCUCAAUCACAAUAUUUACUCCUGUCCGAGAACGCAGUGCCACCUCGACUGGCGAAACCAUCCGCGCACUAUCCGAAUUCGAAGAUCGCGAUCUGGGUUCUCCUCGUCGUGAACCUACUCGCGACGACGCCCCUCGCACAAGCAUCGUCGAGCGAUCAACAUAUUCCAACGCCACGGCUCGGGCAAGAUCCCAGCAAGCCUGCACUCAUCAAUGCCUACGAACUCCCUACACCGCUACCUGGCCACGGACCGCAUCCGGUAGACUACCGCAUAAAUUGUCGGUGGCCCAUGGACGACACGAAACACCACUGUGGCCUCCUGGAGGUUCCUCUCGACUGGCACAAUCUCACCCGCGGCUUCGGACGCGUGCAUUAUGCCAGAUACCCCGCCUCUCCCGAGGUCGUGCGCAAGGGGACCAUCUUCAUCGAUACAGGCGCUCCAUUUGCGAUGUCCGGGGCGUGGACCCCCCAGGAAUGGCUGUCUAUGCGAGGGAAUGCCUUGCACAACCGAACGCAUGGCGAAUAUGACAUCGUCGCGUGGGAUGCGCGAGGGAAAGGCACUCACAAUUUGACCAUCCCUGGUCCUCUCCGCUGCUUCAAGGACGCCGCAGAGAGAGAUCGCUUCCACGCUCGACUAGGCCACGAAUGGCCCGUCCGGCGUUGGCAGGACUCCCAGCAGCUGGGCGAGCAGUGGGGCGCGGACGACAUCGAGAAGUGGCAUUUCACGCAGUCCAAAGUCGUCGAGCAUUGCCUUGCUCAGCAGGACCCGGAAAUGCUUCGUAACAUGGGCGUCGCGUCCACGACGCGCGACUUGAUCGCGAUGGCAGACGCGUUUGACGGACCUGGAAGUCCGGUGAACUUCUGGGGCAUGUCGUACGGAAGUCUCAUCGGAACACAUCUGCUGCAAAUGUUUCCUGAGAAGAGCUAUACGUCGCAGCGCGCCGGGAGAGUCAUCCUGGACGACCCAGCAGACCUGAUGGCCUACACCGUACUGCCAUCCUACCAGACCUGGAAAGAAGAUAUAUCUCACGCGAACAAGACGUUCGCAGAGUACGCUAAGCGAUGCGCUAGCGACGGCAUUCACGGCUGCCAACUUAGCAGCUAUGGCGGCACCGACAGUGAAAUCAUCGGGGAUUACAUGCGGGUCAACUUCGGGUUGGCACGGGCAUCCCUUCUGGGGCGACGCAACACUGUCAAAGAAGAUCUUUUGAACCCGUACUUUGAAGACCUUUUCAAGACUAUUGUCCAGCACGGCACCAACGCAUCGGAGACGUCGUACAACGUCACGAACGCCAUCUCUUCACUGAGCGCCGUCUACGCAUACGCGGACGAAUCCCUUGGACUCGGCGUCAUGCCCAUCUUCUGCGGCGACAAUCUCAGAGACCACGACCCGGCGAAGGCAUCGCAGCAUGCUCGCGCAAUGAUCAAGUCUCUCACUAAAGACAGAGGCAGCGUCCCGGUUCUCACAAACGAUGCAUUCCCCGCUAUGCACUACAUGUGCCAUCUCUGGCCUGUGCGCGCGGCGGAGCGGUACCCGAUCUUCGGUAGCUCGGCCGACGACUACAUGCAGCCGCCUCCUCCUGUCCGCAACUUCCUUGUGCUCCAGGGCUUCAUGAGCCCGCUCGCGGCACCCAAGUUCUUGGAUCAAGUCACAUAUGGCUUCCAGCCCGGGCGCGCCGCGCACGAUGUCCGCAACGUCAUACAGUUGGAAUUCGGGACGCCGAUUUUUUCGCACUCGCGUUGCGCGUCGCGCAUCAUCGUGGAUUAUCUCUACAACGGCACACUGCCCGAGCAUGCUACUACUACGUGUCAUGGAAACGAGGUUGAGUCCGCGUCGGAUGUGCUCGAUGAUGCGACUGGGCUUCAAAUAUUCCGCGCUCUCGUCGCGCACACUUGGCACAAGUUUGCUACCGCCUACCAGACGUCUUCUCGGGGGGACGCGCUGCUUCGUUUGGGGCAGCUUCUGGGGUUCGUGGCCACCUUUAUUUCUGUUCGCAAGACGCUUCUACGGCGCGCCGCACAUCAGAAUGUCGCGGUCGGCGGGGAUCGCGAAGCUCAGGGUGAUAUCGGCUGGAAGGACGAACGGGAAGAUUCUACGCAGGCAGCCCAGCAAUGA
Trametes versicolor FP-101664 SS1 is the source of this 2871-nucleotide messenger RNA. RefSeq lists its product as uncharacterized. Lineage: Eukaryota; Fungi; Basidiomycota; Agaricomycetes; Polyporales; Polyporaceae. The record is from RefSeq and is a predicted model, not a curated record. The coding region runs from base 553 to 2871 and encodes 772 amino acids. The transcript has 16 exons.